AUGAAAUCUUCCAGGUCACCGUCUAAAGAAAAGACGACCAAGGAAUCUCCCCGAUUCAGCUAUCGUGCAUUCAGUGACUUUGGAACUUCACCUACUCCGAUGUCUCGUCAGACCAGGGAGGAUAGCGACUUUUGGAUGGGUCGCUACCUGGCUCCUGGCACCCCUUCCCCCAUAAGAGCCAACCAAACUCUUGUUUCUCCAGAACGACGAAUGAGUUUCCCGAUACGCGAACCGAGUCUUGCUAUCAGAGAAAAAGGGACUGGGUUUCAUGAUGACAAGUUGGCCAAAUCUCAAGGCAACUAUCGACACCCAUCUCUGCGACGCGGAUCGGGUAUCGCAUAUCAGACACCAGAAGUUUUUGGUAGAUUUGAUCUCAAUCGGCGAAGGUCGCAGCGAGGCGAUAUCCAACCUGUCGAGCAUCGACCUCUUGCUGUGAUCACCAAAUAUCCUAAGCAACCGCAACCUGAGCCUGAGCCUGAGCCUGAGCCUGAGCCUGAGCCUGAGCCUCCUAAAGUUCAUUCCCGAGCCCCAACAGCGGAUUUUGAGAGUGAAAUUUGGCCCGCGGUGCAAGACAAAGUCCAGUCUCUUAUCGAAGAGAAAGUGUCGGGACAGAUAGAAAAAAUGCUGCAGGAACGGGAGGCCGAGUUGGAGUCUUUGACCCGCCUUCCACUGCUAAAAGCAGACAGCUCUCCCGAGGUGUACUUGGCUUACGUCCAAUUCCUUCAGAAGAGAUUGAAAGCAAUGUCGAAAAACUCCCCCAUGAAACGAAAGACUGAAGCUGUCAUGUCGUUGGCGCUGGACUUGGAGCCAGGACUAGAGACGGGCCUUCGCGAGCAUUUGGCCCAAAUCGCCGCUGGAGAGAGCAAUCAUGAAGCAAACAAGGACCUGGAAAUGAGCGACCGAGAGGGCCAAGAGGAAGAAGAACCGCAGAUAGACGAUGAAGACGUGGUUACGAUUCCUGACGAAGACGAUUCAGAUUACCAGGACGAUCCGGAUGAUGUCGAUGAGGAAGAUAAGAUCUUGCCUUCUAUCGAACGUUGUACCCCAGUUACCACGCCGGCGAUAAUGGUCCAGCUUCACAGAUAUGAAGAAAGAUAUAUGAAGUCUGUACGGUCUGCAAAACUGGAGAAAGAAGCACACAGUCGCGUGCUCAGUCCUUUGGACAGACACUCGAACAUGCCAAAUGGCAGCUCCGAUGACCCCCAACAAACGACUGGCCAUCUUGAGACCUCACGCAAGGUUAUAGAACUCGAAGACACCUCAAAAGGGGAAUCGGGGGAUGUGCCUAACGACAAGAAGAGGCAUUUGGAACCUCCAAGCACCCCGACUCGAGCAGGCAGCAAGAGACGUUGCAUCAUCAAGCCCUCGCCUGGACGCAUACACAGUCCAGCUUCGUCAACUUCUUCAUACUUACCCUCAGUGGAUGAGAUGUACAGCUCAAGGUUGGCAAAGCGAUCAUCUCCAGCAACACAACCCAGUCCCAUGAAUAGCCAGCGCUCACAGGCUACCAGCCUGACUUAUAGUCCAGCAGUGAGGGAACAAGAGGGACCAAGAGAUGUCUCUGGUGCUGCCCCUAGGCCUCCAGUACCGCUAUUUGGCGAGUCGCCCGGUCUGUUCAUGACUCCCGAUCCAGCUCCCGCCAGCAAUUCGUUUGCCUUUAAGCGAAGCACGUCUAGUAGCGCACGAAAUGUCGAUCAGAUACAGCACGAGGGCAGAUCACCGUCUCGCUUCCGAGAGAACACGGCCGAUUUUGAGGCCCUGGAUACGCCCCAGAAGUUGUUGUUGCUGUUCAAACUGACCAGAGGAAAGAAGUCAUAG
Messenger RNA from Fusarium pseudograminearum CS3096, 1818 nucleotides. RefSeq lists its product as uncharacterized. Lineage: Eukaryota; Fungi; Ascomycota; Sordariomycetes; Hypocreales; Nectriaceae. The transcript is spliced from 2 exons. The record is from RefSeq and is a predicted model, not a curated record. The coding region runs from base 1 to 1818 and encodes 605 amino acids.